Messenger RNA from Nakaseomyces glabratus, 867 nucleotides. It is a transcript of the gene IMP4, whose product is annotated as snoRNA-binding rRNA-processing protein IMP4. Gene Ontology annotation, biological process: rRNA processing. NCBI's taxonomy places the organism in Eukaryota, Fungi, Ascomycota, Saccharomycetes, Saccharomycetales, Saccharomycetaceae. Gene Ontology annotation, molecular function: rRNA primary transcript binding; snoRNA binding. Gene Ontology annotation, cellular component: nucleolus; small-subunit processome; Mpp10 complex. The record is from RefSeq and is a predicted model, not a curated record.
AUGUUGAGGAGACAAGCUCGUGAGAGAAGGGAAUAUCUAUAUCGGAAAGCCCAAGAGCUACAAGAGACACAAUUACAACAAAAAAGACAGAUUAUCAAGCAAGCACUUGCUCAAGGUAAGCCACUACCGAAAGAAUUAGCAGAGGAUGAGCAGCUACAAAAGGAUUUCCGUUAUGAUCAGAGUAUGGCUGACAAUGAGGAUGAGGCCGGUGUUGAUGAUGAGUAUUCUGCAAGUAGUGGUAUAGUUGAAGCAAGAGUUAUUGUAACUACAUCCAGAGAUCCAAGUUCAAGAUUAGCGCAAUUUGCCAAGGAGAUAAAACUACUGUUUCCUAAUGCAGUAAGACUGAAUAGAGGUAACUACGUUAUGGCAGACUUGGUAUCGGCUUGCAAAAAAUCAGGCACAACAGAUUUGAUUGUACUACAUGAGCAUAGAGGUGUCCCAACAUCUUUAACAGUAUCGCAUUUCCCAUAUGGGCCUACGGCAUUUUUCAGUUUACACAAUGUAGUUCUAAGGCAUGAUAUACUAAACAGAGGUAAUCAAAGCGAAGUCAAUCCACAUCUGAUAUUUGAUAAUUUUACUACACCUCUAGGUAACAGAGUUGUUACCAUAUUGAAAAAUCUUUUCCCACCAGGGCCAAAAAAGGAUUCUUCUAGGGUAAUAACUUUUGCAAACAGAGGUGAUUUUAUUAGUGUUAGACAACAUGUAUAUGUGCGUACAAAAGAUGGUGUUGAGAUGGCGGAAGUUGGUCCUAGGUUUGAAAUGAGACUCUUUGAAUUAAGACUGGGUACAUUGGAGAACAAGGAUGCUGAUGUCGAAUGGCAACUGAGAAGAUUUGUUAGAACUGCAAACAGAAAGGAUUACUUGUAA